CUGAUGCGAGCGGAGCUGGUGAGUCCGGGAGCGCCUGAGCGAGAGAUUGAUUGAGUGGUCUGGAGCGAAAGGCGAAGGAGGCGGUGGCUGUUGCGGCGCUGUUGCGGCGGCGGCGGCGCUCAGGCGGCUUUCUCCAGGCGGGGAUCUUACGAAACCGCGCCGCGAUGUCUUCUCCUUCCACCGCGAAAGAGGUUUUCUCCUCGGACGAAGAGGGCCCCGCCGCGGGGGCGGCCGAGGAUCACCACAAAGUCAAGGUCUCCAGUUUGCCUUUCAGCGUGGAAGCGCUCAUGUCCGACAAGAAGCCUCCGAGGGAGGCGAGGGAAGGCAUCGAAGGGGCCGGCUUGGGGACUUCCAGGAACCUGCUCUUGCCCGCUCACGUCUCCAGGGAAGCUCCCAGCCCCGGGGGGCUUACAAAAACCUUUGAGACCUCGUCGGUUAAAUCCGAGAAUUCCGAGGAUGGCUCGUCGUGGAUCCCAGAGGCCGGCAGAUACUCCCCGCCCCCAAGACACCUGAGUCCUACUGCUUGUACACUGAGAAAACACAAGACAAAUCGAAAGCCCCGAACACCAUUCACCACUUCCCAGUUGUUGGCUUUGGAGCGCAAAUUCCGACAGAAGCAAUAUCUCUCCAUUGCUGAAAGGGCUGAAUUCUCAAGCUCGCUUAACCUCACAGAGACACAGGUCAAAAUCUGGUUCCAAAACCGGAGGGCCAAGGCAAAGAGACUGCAGGAAGCUGAACUGGAGAAGUUAAAGAUGGCUGCCAAGCCUAUGUUGCCUUCUGGCUUUAGCCUCCCUUUCCCCAUCAACUCCCCUCUCCAGGCAGCCUCCCUCUAUGGAACAUCAUAUCCCUUUCACAGACCUGUGCUUCCUAUCCCACCUGUAGGACUCUAUGCUACUCCUGUUGGAUAUAGCAUGUACCACUUAUCAUAAGAAGCUCAGCUGCAAUGCAGUCAUAGACUUUCUGAUGGAUCUUGCCCAGAUCAAGAGUGCAGUACAAAACCAUUGCUGGUCCUUUUUCUGCAUGCUUGUAUGUGCCUUAUCAAGUAUAUAGGAGAUUGAAAGCAGAACCUGUAUUCAGCCGGGUGUGACUCAGAAUCUGAUCCUGAAAGAAAGGUGUAUUUUUUUCUUUUUGACAUACAUAAACUAAUAUAGUUUCUUUAUAUACUGCACAUGGGGUGGGAGGACUCAAUCAUUAAAUCAUGCAUUUUCACAGCAUAUAAUAUUUUCCCCAUGAUGUUCCCAGUGGAGUAUUGCAACAUGUGUUUUCUUUUAAAAAGUAGGAACCAUUCAUUCUUUAAAGGGCAAGACGUGCAGCCCCAUCCUAUGUACAUUUACUCAGAAGUAAGGUCCUCUUCAGUCUAUGGUGCUUACUCCCAGGUAAAUGUGCAUGCAGCUUAGAAUGCAGGGUUGAUUUGUUGUUUGAUUGGGCAGCGAUGGGUUGGGUAAAGCUUAAACAGUCAUGCGAGUUUCAUGUGUAGAACCUACUUUGGGAUAAAAGCAGCCUUAAGGGAGGCAGAAUGGGGAUAGCGCUGUCAGGGUCUGCCUCUCUCUUCAGGUCUCAGACUGAGUCCCAGUCCUGAAACUGAUGUGCAAGGAGCUGCUCUGUCUCCGAUAUAAAAUGCUGGACUAGGCGGACAGUUGGUCUGGUCCAGCAAAGCAGGUACGCAGAAUAGAAUCCUUUGAAGCCCUCUGAAGACUUGCUGCAGAGGGUGCGUGGAAGUGGACUUGACCGUUGUACAAAAGGUCCAGCGGUUGUGAUCGUGUUGCUGCUCAUUCUUCGGGCGCAGUUGGUCCUUGUGCAGCAAUGCGCAUACAUGGAAAAGCGAAGGAAGAUGGCCUGGGAGGUUUGUCAGGGUUUUAUCUGGAUUCCAGCCUCCUGUUCUUUCUCAGCAGUUGCCCCUUACAAUCAGUUUCGAUUAUAUGUGAGGUCCUGGAUAUUGGGAAAGAAGGCCAGAAAAAGUGGGGGCGGGCAUAGAGGUAUGGAGAAAGAAGUGUUGCUUUUCUGAGAGGGUGUGUGCAUGCCUGUGCAGAGAGCCUAUCAAAACCAUGUUGCAGAGUUGGUUGUUUUUUAUCGCAAUAAUUUGUGCUUUAACCAUUAUUAGCUUGUAAAAUGAAUGAUGUGUAAUGUUUCUUGAAUCACCCAUAGUUGCAGAAUCCCAAAUAAACCUCUGGGAACAGAUAGUGCCACCCACUCUAAAGGCAGGGCUUCUCCUCCUUUAUUUUUCUUUUGGAGCGGGGAGGGAGGGAGGGAAGAGUUCUAUUUAGUGUACUUGGUACUAUAUAACCCAUUGUUCUAAUUAUUUUAUUAUUCCUAUUGCUAAACGUUGUGGUAAAGUGUCUGUGGAGGAUGCAGGUUGCGGAAGACGGGAUGUCUUUCUCCAAGAUGCAUUUUUUAGCAUUUGUAAGUGGAAAAAAAGAGCCACAAGAUUUGUUGUUGGGUUUGGUCGCCCUGCUACACGCUGUGUUGUGAACUCUUGCCCGGUAGCUCACUUCCACCCUUUUACCCCCAGUAUAUUAAAUCCCUUUGAAAGGGAUGCCUUGUACAAUUUUAUAUAUUUUAUUGAAGAUUUAUUUCUUAUCUCUUAUUUAGAAUUAAAUUAAAAAUAUCUUGUUUAA
Molecule: messenger RNA, 2615 nt
Organism: Varanus komodoensis (Komodo dragon)
Lineage: Eukaryota; Metazoa; Chordata; Lepidosauria; Squamata; Varanidae
Gene: MSX2
Product: msh homeobox 2
Exons: 2
Coding region: 165-929 (254 amino acids)
Biological process (GO): embryonic morphogenesis; regulation of transcription by RNA polymerase II
Cellular component (GO): nucleus
Molecular function (GO): DNA-binding transcription factor activity, RNA polymerase II-specific; RNA polymerase II transcription regulatory region sequence-specific DNA binding
Source: RefSeq, a predicted model, not a curated record